AUUUGUUGACAGGGUAGGGAGGGAAGAAGAUAGGGAAGCAUGCACACUAUCUCUACAGAAGAAGGAAAACUCAUGCAUCUUCAGUUGCUCAAGCACUUGAAUGCAUCAAACCAUGACAAAUAGGAGCUCUGUCAAAUGAAUAUCCCAAUGAUUCAGCUCCUUCUGCUGCUGUUCCUGUUCCUUGGACCAUUUUGUUCACCUGCACCACGACUCUCGAAAAAGGAGGAAUGCCUCUUAGAAAACAGCAAACUACAGAAGAAAUUGAAAAUGCUUCAAGAUUUAUUCCAGUUAUUUGAAUUUCAGUUGAAAGACUUGCUGGGGAACAAUUAUCACAGAAGAAAAAGCAAAGUUUUCUCUGCCAGGAAGACGGUACCUCUGGAUAUAUUUUUGCCCAUAACUAGUGGAAGUCUCUUAGUCUAUGAUCAAGAUUGUGCAAUGCUGUUUAACAGAGGAAAAAGAGAAAGUGGGUACUAUAGAAUUAAACCACGACAGGACAGAGAACCUUUUCUUGUGUACUGUGAUAUGUCAGAUGGAGGUGGUUGGACGGUAAUUCAACGGCGGUGCAACGGCAAAGAAAAUUUCUACCGAGAAUGGCUCGAUUACAAAGAAGGAUUUGGACAAUUACAGGGCAAGGAUGAUGAAUAUUGGCUUGGUAAUGAUAAAAUUUAUGAUCUUCUUUUCAAUGGGAUGCAAUGUAUUCUUCUCUGCCUAAAAAAAAAAAAAAAAAAGCAAUGGGAUGCAGCAGUUAAAAAGGCCAGUGUUUCCACUCUCAGAGAAGGAAUUUCACUGAAAAUUGAUCUAAUGGACUGGCAUGGAGAGAGACGAUAUGCCAUUUAUGAUGACUUCCAGAUCAGGAAUGAGACAAACAAUUACAGGCUAUGGUUUGGCAUUUAUUCCGGGACUGCUGGGAAUGCUUUGUCUGGGGAGAGCAACUUUGAGAGCCAAUGGUCUGCAUCACUCAACGGCAUGCCCUUCUCUGCUCCUGAUCGGGACCAUGACAGGUUCCUAACAGGCAACUGCGCAGAAGAGAACAAAUGUGGCUGGUGGUUUAACAGGUGCCAUGCAGCAAAUCUUAAUGGACAAUAUUACAAGAAAGGGACAUACUCGGGUCCCUUUGAUAAUGGAGUGGUUUGGUCAACUUGGCGAGGCCUGUGGUAUUCCUUGAAAUAUACAGCUAUGAAAAUCAGGUUCCAGUCCUUUCUGGAUGGAGAGAGUGGAAAUGGUGAAAUCAACUGAGAUAUUUUUUUUCCAUGCACGUUUAAGAAAGAGAAGCAGGCAUGCCAAAAUUACUGUAAAUGUGGCCCUUGGCUUGAGACUUAGCACAAUGAAAAAAAAUCUUACAGUAAGGAGCAUGCUACAGUAAGGAGAAAAAUUAGAUUUUGCUUUGGUUUGCCAACCAUUUUAUCAUCCCUGUACAGUAGCUGACAAUUAAAAAGACAGCUUUUCAUAUAUACAGAACCUGCCCUCAAAAAUGGGCUGGGGGAGGUGGGGAGAAACCCUCUACUUUGUUGAAGGCACAAAGGACAAUCCUGCUUAUUAUUUACUUUUCCUUUACAAAAAUAUUCAGUUGUUGAAUACUGCUUUGCAUAAACUGAAUUUGUUUUUGGAAUUCAUUUUGUUCCCUCUCUUCCAAAAAUUAACCAUCUUUCAGGGAAACACAGAAAAAGAAAAUGUAAGUCAUUGAGGAGAAAGGGUUUUAUGGUACAUAAAGAAAGAAUGAGAUCAGUUUCAUGUGAAUCCCAUCAGAGACCUUCUAAGGAAGGGAAGGGGUUUCUGGCUGCUGUAAAAGAUCGAAAUAAUGUUAGCUUGGGAAGACAGUUUUACCUGGCAUCUCCUUGUCCUUUCUAAAUUUGUAUUUUUAUGAUUUUCUUAAAUUUGAAAAAAGGAAAGAAAAGUGAAAAUCUUGACAGCUGCCUAAUUAAAUAUAAAGCUAGAUGUGCAUUUUCACAAGAGGUUUUUUUUUUAUUAUUCUGAAUAAGCACCAUGUGUUUAAAGCUGUCACUUUUCAAUUUAUAAUGUUUGAAAUAUUGCAACUCCAUGAUGGGCUAAGUGUAGCUUUGGGAUGGAUGUUCUCUCAGCCUUCUGGUAAAAUGUGAACAAUUAUAUUAAUUCCUAAUGUGUGAGAAAUUAUUUAGUACAUUUACAUCAGCCAUAUUUAAUGCAAUUAAACCAGCAGCAAUUGCAAAAAGUCGUAAUCACAAUUAUAUCAUUGUCUUUCAAACAGCAUAAAAAUAAACAUUAGUUCACUGUU
This is a messenger RNA of Ahaetulla prasina, 2251 nucleotides long. RefSeq names its product fibrinogen-like protein 1. Lineage: Eukaryota; Metazoa; Chordata; Lepidosauria; Squamata; Colubridae. The coding region runs from base 136 to 1236 and encodes 366 amino acids. The transcript is spliced from 9 exons. The record is from RefSeq and is a predicted model, not a curated record.